This is a messenger RNA of Saccharomyces kudriavzevii IFO 1802, 888 nucleotides long. It is a transcript of the gene RME1, whose product is annotated as Rme1p. NCBI's taxonomy places the organism in Eukaryota, Fungi, Ascomycota, Saccharomycetes, Saccharomycetales, Saccharomycetaceae. The record is from RefSeq and is a predicted model, not a curated record. Gene Ontology annotation, cellular component: nucleus. The coding region runs from base 1 to 888 and encodes 295 amino acids. Gene Ontology annotation, biological process: regulation of transcription by RNA polymerase II. The transcript has a single exon.
AUGUCAUUAUAUCAAGAGCGAAACAAUCUCACAGCCAAGCUGUCUUUGGAUGGAGAGGCUGUUCAAAUAGACCAAUCGCUUUAUCGUUGGUACGAAACAGCUCGAGACAUGAAAGAAGACUCUGUAACACCUUCAAAAGAGGAUCUCAGUCUCCAUUCCACCGAGGACCUUUUACUGGAACCGCUAAUACCUAUGAUUCCAGUUGGUUCAGAAAUACAAGGGCAGGCUGAUGGACCAAAUCUAUCUUUCGAAGGGGACACAGAGCUGAAGUCACAGCUAGGUAAGAUAACAGAGGGUGCACAGUAUGCCCUGCCUCUAACUGAUUCGGAGUUCAUGGACCUCAUAAAUCAUAGACCUCAAGAAGAAGCGAAUCCAGAAUUUAUUGGGAGCAAUUCGAUGGAACAAAUUGUUCCGGAGUCCAUUCUGGCUUAUUCGCAAUCCUCGCACGUGGCACAGUUAUAUGGUGACCCCAAAGUGUUCGGUACCAUUUCAAAGCAGACAAAAAGAGGAAGUUACCGGUGUGCUCAUUGUUCUGAAAACUUUCCAACGCUACUAAAGUUUGCCGCGCAUUUAGACGAGUCCAAUCUGGAAAGACCGUAUAAGUGUCCUAUAGGGCACUGCCCCUGGAAAAUACUAGGUUUUCUACAAGCAAAUGGUCUGAGAAGGCACUGCUCAUCUCAGCAUAGAGGCGAGCUUGAUAUGGAGAUGGAGAAGUCAUUGAAUCUAAAAGUAGAAAGAUAUCCAGGACUAAACUGCCCAUUCUCCAUUUGUCAGAAGACAUUCAAGCGGAAGGAUGCCUACAAGAGGCAUGUAGCCAUGGUGCACAAUAAUGCUGAUUCGAGGUUCAAUAAGCGUUUAAAAAAAAUCAUGAACAAUGUUUCCAAAUAG